GUCAAGGGGUUACUUGCAUCUUGUCCAAGUUUUUUAUACUGAAGGAACAGAAACAGAAACAGAAACCUCCUCUUCUUCUGUGUUGUGCAUUCACGAAAUCAGCCCGAACAGCUCGAAAUGGAAUCUCAUGCACCAGUCGUGUUUCGAUUCCGUCUUGGAUCUGUUCCCACAAAAUUUCAAACAACUCAUAUCCUCACAAUGCAAGUAUGAAGAGCUGCUCUUGGAUGGCUACGAAAGGUUUAGGUUCAUUCUCUUGCUUGUCCGCGGAGACAAGGAAAAUGAGACAGUUCUGGUGUUGCAGAUAUUGAACAAAGAUGGGGAGGUCUCCCAAGUUAUACACUACAAUAUCGUGGACCAAUCAUUCCAAGUGCUCGAUCUCCCUCGACAAGCGUCAUCUGCGGCUUGGAGAAGAGCAUUUCCCUAUAUGGAGUCUCUCGCUUCUCCAGCUGGUGACCGGGUGGCAAGUCCUGAAUCUACGUAUCGAAUGUGUGUGACAAAUUAUCUUUGCGAAGUUGAAAAAAUCAUUGAGGCAAUGAACAAUACAGUUUCUAGAAUGUGUGUGAGAAAUUAUCUUUGCGAAGUUGCAGAAACCAUUGGGGCAAUGAUCGUCUAUACAGUUUUUAUAAUGUGUUUUGGCAGCAAUGGAAUCAUCAACACUCUGAACAAUGGGCAAAGCUAACAUAUACUCCGUACAUACACUAUAUGAAAUCUUGCCCACAGAGGUGCACACCGUCCAAUAAUGAAUCUUCACGAGUGAAGUUUAAGUGUUUUAGCAUGUCGUUAUGUUAAUGAAGUGAUAAUAGGUGCUCCAAGGGAGGUGUCGAAAGAUAUGGUAAUCUUUAAACAAAAACAUGUUGAUCUG
Cuscuta campestris is the source of this 862-nucleotide messenger RNA. The record is from the annotation of a GenBank genome assembly. Lineage: Eukaryota; Viridiplantae; Streptophyta; Magnoliopsida; Solanales; Convolvulaceae.